AUGGUGACAUGUGAAGCAAUCUGGAUUCGAGGAUUUAUGGAAGAGCUUGGCCGGCCGAUAGACGGACCAAUUACCAUCUUCUGCGACAACCAGAGUGCGAUUAAACUUGCGCACAAUGCAGAAUUCCACGCGGUACUAAGAAGCUGUCUACCUUUCUCCGAUAAUCAUCACCGAGAUGGUGAAGAGAGUUGGCAGAAGAUCCUCAAAUGGUGCAACUAUAACCAAGGAGAGGAAUUUCUCAGCAUUAUCGGAAACCUCAGUUGCUACAAUCUAGCUUUGGAAGAAGCAAAAGAGAAUCCGGGGGUAGACUCUAUCGUUGCCGAGGUGGUGCAGAAGAUCGAGGAUGAGCGCCUGGAGAAGAUUAUGUUCCACCAAGGCCAUGAAGACACACGAAUCCAUCCGUCAACUGAUUAA
Fusarium proliferatum ET1 is the source of this 414-nucleotide messenger RNA. RefSeq lists its product as uncharacterized. The coding region runs from base 1 to 414 and encodes 137 amino acids. The record is from RefSeq and is a predicted model, not a curated record. The transcript has 3 exons. Lineage: Eukaryota; Fungi; Ascomycota; Sordariomycetes; Hypocreales; Nectriaceae.